Messenger RNA from Copidosoma floridanum, 861 nucleotides. It is a transcript of the gene Nak, whose product is annotated as Numb-associated kinase. Gene Ontology annotation, biological process: protein phosphorylation. The record is from RefSeq and is a predicted model, not a curated record. NCBI's taxonomy places the organism in Eukaryota, Metazoa, Arthropoda, Insecta, Hymenoptera, Encyrtidae. Gene Ontology annotation, molecular function: ATP binding; protein kinase activity.
AUUCUAUCCUUGACCACUGGUGCUAUCUUACAUCAAAUAUCUCUUUCAAUAAUCUCACGAGGAUUUGCCAUAGUCUUCCUAGUCAAAUCUUCAGGUACUCGCUAUGCACUCAAGCGCAUGUACGUCAACAACGAACAUGACCUUAAUGUUUGUAAAAGAGAAAUACAAAUUGCGAGUAACUUAAGUGGACACAAAAACAUUAUAGGAUAUGUAGACAGCAGUAUUACACACACAGGAGGGGGAGUUCACGAACUCCUUCUCCUGAUGCCUUAUUGUAAAACCCAAGUUCUUCAAAUUAUGAACAACAGGUUACAAACAGGAUUUAGUGAACAAGAAGUGCUUCAAAUAUUUUGCGAUACUUGUGAGGCUGUGUCUCGCCUGCAUCAUUGUCAAACUCCUAUUAUACAUAGAGAUUUAAAGGUGGAAAAUAUUUUGUUAGCUGAUUCCGGGAAUUAUGUAUUAUGUGAUUUUGGCUCGGCAACGGGAAAAGUGCUUAAUCCAAGCGUGCACGGAGCCUCCGUUGUUGAGGAGGAAAUUAAAAAAUAUACGACGCUUAGUUAUAGAGCACCAGAAAUGGUCGAUAUGUACAGUGGAAAGUCUAUAACAACAAAAGCGGAUAUAUGGGCUCUCGGUUGUUUGCUCUACAAAUUAUGUUUUUUCACUUUGCCUUUUGGAGAAAGCCCUCUUGCUAUUCAAUCUGGAAACUUUACUAUUCCAGAUAAUUCAAGAUACAGCAAAUCGCUGCAUUGCUUGAUUCGUUACAUGCUGGAACCCGAUCCAGAUCUGAGGCCUGACAUUUAUCAAGUGUCAGCAGUGGCAUUUCAAAUUUCAGGGAAAGAAAAUCUCGUUCAAAACUUACAC